This is a messenger RNA of Spodoptera littoralis (African cotton leafworm), 1610 nucleotides long. The record is from the annotation of a GenBank genome assembly. NCBI's taxonomy places the organism in Eukaryota, Metazoa, Arthropoda, Insecta, Lepidoptera, Noctuidae.
AGCUAUGGCUGUGCGUGGCUUGUCUGGCGUCUUCCCUGGCAGCUCCAGCUCCGUCACAGGGCCCCCAACUAUACUUGGAUAUUAUCGACAUGGCCGCCAUCAGCAGGAUGUCACCACAACAACUCGAAGCCCUGGCAGAGGGUCUAGCAGCUGAAGAAAUUAUGAGAACAAAACGGUCGUCAGCCCAAGCGCUAACGUCAGUGGUGUCCAAAGCAUCAUCAGGGCUUCAAAGCAAAGUGGGACUGCUGGGCCAAGCGUCUGCCUUCAUCGCGUCAGCCUCCAGUAAGAGCGGAGGCCACGGGGAGGAGGGCCACGGAUACAAUUACGAACCGCAUCAAGAAGACGAGAAGUACGACUACUGGGGUCUGAAGAAAUCUAUCCUGUACACUCUGUUCCAAGCCGUGAAAGCCAUAACCGGAGGAGUGACGAUACUGAAGGGCCAGCUCAUCAAGGGAGGCGGAGCGCUUGCUGCCACGCUGGGCAAGGUGAUCUCAAGCAAGGGAGACGCCGUCAGCAAUCUCGGCAAGAAGAUCGUCAGUUCCGCUGCUCUUAGCCACAAGAAACCACAUUCGACUGCAGUGUACGGGCCCCCGCCGACCGCUCAUUUAGAGUACGGGCCCCCGACCGCGUAUGGCACGCCCACUGCUCCGGCGCACUUCACAGCUCCUUCCGUGCCCACUGGAUAUGCAGCACACAAAUAUCCCUCGCAACUAGACGGCCGAGGUAAACUGAACGGCGUCCACGCCGGCCUCGUCAUACUGACCCCGCUGGGCGACGUAGCGCCGAGCGAGACUCUGGACACUGCGCACACCGAGCACUCCGGCCACACUGGACACACGCCCCUCGACCCUCCUCCCUCUAUCCUCCACACCGUCUACAGCGCCAUCAAAAACGCAUUCACAUCUACUGCCGCCACACUUACUGAGCCUUCGUAUGGUGCUCCAUCUUAUGCACCUGCGUCUGAGCCUUCUUAUGGUGCUCCUUCUUAUGCCCCUGCGUACCCAAACUCCUAUGGCGAAGAUCCAAUAGCUCCAGCAGCACCCGUAGCGUAUCAACCUCCUCCACCACCACAACCUAUUCCAUCCUUCAAACCCAUGUCAUGGGGAGCAGUCAACUCGUACGGUCAGCCCGCCGCCCCGGACUCUUAUAUUGAUUACGACCCUAGAACGCCCACACAUGGUUAUAUGGAUUACGCGACACCUAAGCGAUCUGUCGCGCCAACAGUCAAAAAACAGGGUUUAACACCAGAAAAAAUACAAAAAAUAACUACUAACUUAAAAAAAGUCACAGCUUACAUUAAUAACAGUCAACAAAAAAGAUCAUCUGAAGAGUUCAAACUGACUGAUUUAGAAGCCUACCGCGAAAUGUUAACAAAGGGCGAGAUACCAUUCCUGCCCACACCCGUAGUAUCUGACAACGAGAUUGGCGUGCUCCCUGCGGAAAUACUUGAUCCCCUUCCUUCUGUGGCCACAACCACUAGCACCACCACCACUACCACGAUACCCACCACAAGCACGACUACAGCAAAGCCACAGACCUCCACAGAACAGACCAGAAGACAAGACGUGAAAUACUAUCUACGAGGCAACAAGAUUGUUCAAGUGCGAUAA